Molecule: messenger RNA, 5131 nt
Organism: Xyrichtys novacula (pearly razorfish)
Lineage: Eukaryota; Metazoa; Chordata; Actinopteri; Labriformes; Labridae
Source: the annotation of a GenBank genome assembly
AUGCAGCAGAUCUACAGACAGACGGACGAGCAGUUUGAGGUCUACACCACCGUCUUCUCCCCACAAGGUCUGUUACACACACACACACACACACACACACUCACACACACACCCAUAACAGCCUGUGCUCAUGCUCAGUGUGUGUCUCAGUCUGCAGGUCCAGGACCAGAACCAGACAUGUGGAGGCAGAGAAGGUAAGGAGAACUUCAGUCAGACCCACUGAGAACUGAGCCUGGACACACACACACACACACACACACACACACACACACACACACACACACACACACAGAUCAGCAAAGAAACAUUACAGUUCAGAGUGCAGUACAAAUACAUGUCCUGACACUAUACUGCAGUACUCUCAUGAGGCCACCGUGGGGCAGCGGUGGGUAAAGCGGUCGUCCAAUAACUGGAGGGUCGGCGGUUCAGUUCCCCCCUGAGUCUGUCUGUCGUGUCCUUGUGUUGGACACUAAAACCACCUUGUUCCCAGUGUGUGUGUGUGUGUGUGUGUGUGUGUGUGUCCUCACUGGUGUGUGAUUGUGAGUGUGUGUGUGUGUGUGUGUCCUCACUGGUGUGUGAUUGUGAGUGUGUGUGGUGGUGGUCGGAGAGGCCGUAGGUGCAAACUGGCCGCCAUGUUUCCAUCAGUCUGCCCCAGGACAGCUGUGACAAUGAAGAUAGUUCACCACCACCAAGGUGUGACUGUGUGAAUGAAUGAGUGAAUGAAUGAGUGAAUGAAUGAUGGAUUCAAUGUAAAGCGCUUCUAAGGGUCUCUGAUAAAAGGCUAUAUGAAAUCUGAUGCAUUAUUAUUAUUAGUAGUAGUUGUAGUAUGCAGACAGAGGAGUUACUACGACUGUUUCUCAGAGGAGUUACUGCAGUACUUGUUCAGUAGUCGGAUGUAUUUUCAUUGUCGUGUUUUUCUCCUGCAGAGUUGUGAAUCUUUGUAGUUUUUGUUUUUAAAGGUUUGUCUUGUUGCAGUUUUCCUGUGGUACUUUGUGUUUCUUCUUUUCUUUGCAGUGAUUUUUUAAACUCUGAAGUUUUAUUUUGUCUCUUUGUCGUUUUUUUUGUCUCUUUGUAGUUUUUUAUCUCUUUGUAGUUUUUUAUCUCUCUGUGGUUUUUUAUCUCUCUGUAGUUUUUGUUUGUCUUUGUAGUUUUUUUGUCUUUGUAGUUUUUUUGUCUCUUUGUAGUUUUUUUGUCUCUUUGUAGUUUUUUGUCUCUUUGUAGUUUUUUGUCUGUAGUUUUUUUGUCUCUGUAGUUUUUUGUCUCUUUGUAGUUUUUUUUGUCUCUUUGUAGUUUGUUGUGGUCUUCAGAGUUAUUUUUUUUGUCCUUUGACUCUAAGUGUUUGUUUAAGUUCUGUGUCAGGAUUUAUUUUUUGGUUGUUUGUGUAUUUUUUAUGUAGUUGUGUGUAUUUUUCAGUAGUUACUUCAGUCUUUGUAAUCAAUUCUGCAGUAAAAUAUUUGUGUGUCCCUCCAUAGUUUGUGUCUUUGCAGCAGUUGUGUUCCUUUUGUAGUAAUUUUCCUGUUCUUUGUAGUUUUUUGUCUCUUUUGUAGUAUUUUUCUCUUUUUUGUAUUUUUUUGUCUCUGUAGUAUUUUGUCUUCCUUUGUUGUCCCUUUGUCGUUUUUCUGCAUCCCUCUCGUCUUUUAUUGAGUUGUUUUCUGUCUCUGUUUUUGGUUGUUUGUAUUCUUCUCUUUACAAACUUGUUUUGUGUUUGUGUAGAAACUCUAAUGUGUCAUUUUGUCCAUUUUCUGGUUGUUGUGUGUCUGUUGUUGUUGUUUUUGUUUUGACCUACCAUGUCUCGUAACCGGAGGUCACCAGGUUGUACAUAAAAUGGUGAAAACACCCGACAGCUCUGACACUUCCCGACAUACGACAGUUUUGUUUUUUUACCCGUCUUCCUCCUCCUCCAGCACAUUAAUGCCGGUGACCUUCAGGGUCAAAGGGCGGCGUGUGAACUCUGGAGCACGCUCAGAUCUCUGAGAACGGUUUUACGAUCCCUGACAGCAGGAUCUCAGUACGACAGAGAAGAAACUCAGACUUAGACUCACGUGGAGACGUGUGUUUUUAAAAGUUCAGUUUCAGUCGGACCGACACUGAACAUCGACUUUAACCACAUGUACAGAUACUGACCUCUGACCCCUGAGAGCAGACUGAAGUUUGAGCGGGGCUCUGAUCACUUUACUGUCAAUCAACAUCUGGUUUAAGUCCACACACACACACACACACACACACACUCACACACACACUCACACAUACACACACACACACACACACAGUUAGCUCCCUCUCACCGUCCUCGUACUCAUGAUAAAAGGAUCAAAAUAAAACAAAAGAAACAGAAGAAGACAUGUGUGUGUGUGUGUGCGUCCAUGUGUGCAUGUGUGUGUGUGUGCGUGCGUCCGUGUAUGUGUGUGUGUGUGUGUUAAUGCCUGUUACAUCAGUGUGACCCCUGAUCCUUGUGUAUUUACAGCCUGCUGAGCUGAACAGCAUCUAUUUACAGCAGAUUAAAGUGGCACACACACACACACACACACACACACACACACACACACACACACACACACUCUAAUUAAACAGUUAGCGUUAGCUUCCUGUGGUUGGGUUUAAUAACAGCGUGGUUCUGAUCCGUUUGACGUUUUUCACUGAAAAUGACCAAAAUCAAUCAGAACCAAUCAGCAGCUGUGUCCUGUGAUUGGCAGGUGGUGGUGGCGGUGCUGCAGUACCGGUCCCGCUGGCCAAAGGAGCUGGACCUGAACCAGGGAGACAAGAUUCAGGUCCUGUUUAAGGAGGACGAGACCUGGUGGUUCGGACGGCUCAAAAACGGAGACGAGGGAUAUUUUCCUGCGGCCUGUGUGGAACCGCUGCAGGUGAGAAGAUGUCAGAGGACCAACCAGAGAGGUCCGAAGUUCUGAUAGAGGACCAACCAGAGAGGUCCGAAGUUCUUAGAGGAACAACCAGAGAGGUCCAAAGUUCUUAGAGGACCAACCAGAGAGGUCCAAAGUUCUGUUAGAGGACCAACCAGAGAGGUCAGAAGUUCUUAGAGGAACAACCAGAGAGGUCAGAAGUUCUUAGAGGACCAACCAGAGAGGUCCGAAGUUCUUAGAGGACCAACCAGAGAGGUCCAAAGUUCUGAUAGAGGACCAACCAGAGAGGUCCGAAGUUCUUAGAGGACCAACCAGAGAGGUCCGAAGUUCUUAGAGGACCAAUCAGAGAGGUCAGAAGUUCUGAUAGAGGAACAACCAGAGAGGUCAGAAGUUCUGAUAGAGAAACAACCAGAGAGGUCAGAAGUUCUUAGAGGACCAACCAGAGAGGUCCGAAGUUCUUAGAGGACCAACCAGAGAGGUCCAAAGUUCUGAUAGAGGACCAACCAGAGAGGUCCGAAGUUCUUAGAGGACCAACCAGAGAGGUCCAAAGUUCUGAUAGAGGACCAACCAGAGAGGUCCAAAGUUCUUAUAGAGGACCAACCAGAGAGGUCCAAAGUUCUUACGCUACACAAACAUCUGGAGGAACAUCUCCAACCAAUGAGGUGAAUGUCUAACAGGUUCGUCACAUGACCAGGUCUAUAAAGGUCAUUCAGUGUGGCAGAGUCAGUCCAAAUCCAGCAUCUCUGAUGGAUCAUCAGAGUCCAGGUCUUCUGUGAAGGUUCCAUUAAUGCUGAACAAGAUCUCCUGGUUUAGGAGCAACAGGACUCUGGACCUAAUAUCACCUGAGGUCUGAUGGAUCAAAAUCGAACCUUCUCCUGGAAAGGACAGCUGGACGAAACGUCUGAACUAAGUCCAGAAAAAUAACUGACAUUAACACCGAUUUUUAUUUAAAUAUUAAAACUAUUAUAGAUCAAAUAUAUUGACCCCGUAAUUUUAUCCAAACUUGACCUUCUAUAGUCGGUGGACUCAAACGUCUGUGGGCCUCCAGGGUUCAAGAAAUCAUGUGACUGAGGAGUGGACUCUCAUUAAAUCUGGUUGUUUUAGUCAAGAUGAUACUACAAGAUAUUUUCACCGACUGUCUUGAAGUUCUUGUUGAAGGUCGACCUUCAGUUUUUACAUUUCAGAUUUAUUCACGUUAAUUCUCACAGAAAGUUUCCGACUUUGAAAAUUCACAGAAUUUUGUGACCCUGAAAAAAUAUUGAUGAGCGAACAGAUGAACGACUAUAAAGGGUUAAACUGUCCGUAAACCAUGAAGCCUCAGUGAGGGUCAGCUAUAACUCUCUCUAAACUCUCUUAAACUCAGAGUGACGGGUUUGACCUGCUGCAGGCUGAUGUUUGGACAUGAGCUCAGUGGAGGAUUCAGGUCUGGGUUGGUCCAGGAUCAGGAUUUCUUUGGAUGUUCCAUGUUGUCAAAUUUGUCCUUGAUAAACUCAGCCUCUGAUUGGCCGACAGCCAGCUGUGAUCUAAUGAGAUAAUUAUACUGCAGGGCGGAGCUUCAUCCAGAGCCACGCCCACACUAACGAGGAGGGUGUCAGUUCCGGCUGUUGUAUCGCCAUCAGUCGCCCCCUGUGGCUGCACCAGGUAACUACACAGAAGUCACAUGACCGGCCUGCAGGUCAGAGGUCACUCCGGUCUUUUUAAAACCACAAACUUUAUUGAAACAUUCAAAACAAACAACUUCAAACCUUUAAAUCCUGUAAAAUCUUACAAACAGUUUAUUUUCAUUAUUUCUUUAUCAGUAUUUUUAUUAUUUCGAUUAUCAGGAUUUCUUCUGUAACAGAUUCUGGAGGAUUUCUGCUUAAAAAAAAAAACACUUUUAUUUUGAAAGUUUAAAAUGGUCUGACUCUGAUGGUCUACAUCUCUUCUGAGGUUCACCUGUUCAUGUCCCUCAGAACGGACUUGGACACGCUCAGGUUUGGACAGGUCUCACUGAGUCACCUGACCAGACCACCUGUACCUUCUCUUAGCGGAGUCCUGAUGGUGGACUUUGUUUUCCCCGCAGUGGUCGCAGUACUCCAAAGCUGCUGAGGAAAAACAGCGUCUGGCAGCCCCUGGGACUCGACGGGCCCUCGGGUUCAGCGGCCCCCUCCCACAACUCUCCCAGCCUCCUCCACCGAGUCCUCACCAAGUCCAGAAGGAAGAGCUGCCCCCACCUCCCUCAGUCCACCCAUCCAAACACAGGAUCUGUUAACACCGCCUUCCAGCCGGACUAG